AUGAAAAAGAUUCAGCACAUUGGCAUAAAAUCAAAGCAACUGAGACACCUACUAUUCCUAGAUGCAGUAGAGUCCGAAGCAAAAGGCCCAACAAACACAGUCCUAAACGCAAUCUCCCCCCACAUAAAAAACUCCCUCAAUGACAUCCCAGAGGAAAAGCGCUCGGAAGUCAAUGCAGAAGUAGAUACUUUCCUGCAGAAAAACCUAAAGCCGAUAUUCAGCACAAUAGCAAAAAAGUACUGUGUAGUAAGCCCUAAACUAGUUGAAAUUUUCACGAAAGAAGCCACGGCAGAGGUUCCCUCCGAACUCGCCCACGGAAUCCCCGUCAUACGCACAAAAAUAAUAGAGCCUUAUGGAUUAAGACAGGAAGUUACAUACGAGGACUUCUCUACGCAAAGCCUAAAGAAAAAUAUCGAACUGACUAAGGCAUACAGGGAAACACAGAGACUGGCUAUUUUCCACAGCGCAAAAGCAAUUCAGAGCAAAGGAAUUACAAAGUUCAACAAGACCCAGCUCAAAACUUAUCUUUCUGAGGAUAAAAAUAAUCUGACAAGACUCAAUUCAGUUUUAAAUGACCUUCUGAAGGAGAAAGAAGAAAAAGAAGAAAAAGAAAAAGAAAAGUGUGCUGAAGAAAACAGCUUGGAUUUAAAAAAGUACACUUUAGAUCGGAUAAUAGAGAAGGCCAAAGGAUAUUACUCCAGCGACGAGUUCAAUCAGAGUCUGUACUUUGCCCUGAAGGAAAUAGUGAAAGAAAACGGAAAAAACAUAACCACACCCAAGCUGCAGUUUAUGCUGGCUUACAAGAAUUCUCCUUCCGCUGAGAGAGUGGAAGCAGCAGAAAAGAACUGUGUAUACAGGAAAAUGUCCUUGGUUGAGUUUUAUGAGAACGUGCAUGGUCCUUUGGGGGAUGUAAUAGACGAUUUCUAUGCGAAUUUUAGAAGUAUAAUCAGCCUGGACGCAGGUUCUAAGCUUACACAUAUGCAAUGGAAGGCUAGAUCCGACAUAAAAGAAGAUUUUGAAGAAUCUGAAAAGGCGGAAAUAGAAGAGUUUUUGGAUGCUAUGGAGGAGUUUGACGACAAGAUGAACAUUAUUGUCUAUACCUUCUUUGCAAACCUAUACAGAAUCCAUGAUGGCUUCAGAAUGGCUGAUUCUCCGUCAAAUAUGCUUAGUGCAUGGUCGAGGGAAGAGUUUGAGUUUUUUACUAAGGAUUUUAAGAAAAUGAUGGUUAGAUUUCCAACUAUAGAAACAAAUUCAGGUUUCGGCAAGGCUUUUCAUGCCCUGAUGAGCUGCGCAUAUAAAAAGAACGAAAGGGCAAGACAGCUGCACAGGAACGCUAUGAGGGCAGAAGAAUGUCUUGCAUUGCUUCGAACGAGUGAAGCAGCAGGAAAGGCUGGGGAGGACUAUGAAUUCAGGAUUUGUGAAUAUGAAAAAUUUGCAGAGGAAAAUCCAGUGCCCGAGUUUUCAGGUUCUAUCGAAGAUAUACCGUCUGAAGUCCUGGAAGAUGGGGUCACUCCGCGCGAAAUCCAAACCACAAUCCUAUCGCUGAAGAUGUUCCAUGACAUGUACACUGAGCAGCUAAAAGAUGAAGCCAAAACAGACUCUGAGAGAGUAGAAUUGAAAAAAAGUCUAUCAGAAACUGAAGAAAAGAUACGGGUUCUUGAAGAGAGAAUUCGUUCAUUUGCGGAUUUAAGCGAGGAAGAAGCCAAAAAGGAAGAGUGUCUUCGUUACGCUUAUCUGAUGAAGUACAAAAUCGAGUGUUUGAAGCAUAUAGACGUGCUUAAGAAGGAAGCUGAGGCUGAGAUGGUCCCACUGGCUAAGAAAGUCAUGAAAGAGAUUGAAGAAACCCCGAAUAGCCCAGAGUUUAACAGAGAAGCAAAAAAAAUGCUUGUGAAAGUUCUUAAAAACGAGCCGCAUCGCCUUAUGACUCCGAGGUUUUUCGUGAGGAAUAAACACUUUGCGGAGGAACUGCCAAAGCUGCUGGCUCGGCUUGAUGAAAAGAUAGUCAAAACUUUAGGAGGAAGUUCGAGCAGAGGAACGGAUGAAGGAUCCUCGCGCAGAGCUAUACUUCGAAACACAUUUAUUGGGGCUUUCUUAAUCACUGUGCUUGGGUCUCUGAAAGCGAUAUUCAAUUCGAAAACUGCAUGA
Molecule: messenger RNA, 2145 nt
Organism: Nematocida major
Lineage: Eukaryota; Fungi; Microsporidia
Exons: 1
Coding region: 1-2145 (714 amino acids)
Source: RefSeq, a predicted model, not a curated record